AUGACGCUCUUUUCUCCUGGUCGUUGCGGUUGUGCAACAAAUUCAAACAACAAACAGGUGCCACAUGCACCUAUGGUUGGCAUUCAAACUUUUCAUUUCAGAAUCGCGCAAUUUAACGGAAAUGCUUGGAAGGUAGGAAAAGUGAAAAAAGUUAAUGAAUGUCUAAACUGUGCUGAACACGAUAAAGGUUGA
Clunio marinus is the source of this 192-nucleotide messenger RNA. The record is from the annotation of a GenBank genome assembly. NCBI's taxonomy places the organism in Eukaryota, Metazoa, Arthropoda, Insecta, Diptera, Chironomidae.